This is a messenger RNA of Heterocephalus glaber (naked mole-rat), 2469 nucleotides long. It is a transcript of the gene Lysmd1, whose product is annotated as LysM domain containing 1. Lineage: Eukaryota; Metazoa; Chordata; Mammalia; Rodentia; Bathyergidae. The record is from RefSeq and is a predicted model, not a curated record.
UUUGCGGCUCAGCUGGAUCCCGGCCCUUGCAUCUUGGCGGCUUUGAGGCUUUCGGAGAGACAAGAACCUAGAUGUAGAGCCCGAGUUUGAGGGUGUGACCUGACUGGUGCGGGGAGAGCCCUUGAGGAUCUCAGACUGGAAAGUGUAAAUUCUCGCAAUCCUCACGCGCUGCGUCUGCGGCCAUAACCUACCUGGGGUGGGCCCGAUUUGUUCCUGACCCUAGCGGACGAACCCUGGGACAAGGCGGAGCCAGGAUAUGGGGGCACCCUGAGGCCCAGCUACCGGACUUGGAGGGAAACUGAGGAAAAGUGUUGCGGAGGGUGACUACGGUUCUAAGGUCAGAGGUCAGGGUAGCGAGGAGGUGUGAGGGCUCGAAGGUCAGAGGGGUGCUGGAGGAGACCAAGACGGAGACCGAAUACUCAGGAGACAGAUUUGUGAGUAAGGCGCUUGGAGGAGGGAGAAGCCAGGAGGGGAAGAGGGCGGACUUGUGCGGGGGAAGCGGGAAGACUCAGGAAAGAAGAGACAGGGCAAAGGAAUACCCUGAAUAUCCAUUCCCUGAGUUCGGGCCGUCACCGUCGUUCACUUAGCCCGGCCUCCCUCAGUUGCAAGCCCAGCUAGUGAGGACAUGGCUUCUCCCUCUAGACAGCCGCCCCUCGGGGGCUCAGGGCUGCUUCAAGGGAGCCGGGCUCGCUCUUAUGGAAGCCUGGUGCAGUCAGCCUGCUCCCCGGUGAGGGAAAGACGCCUGGAACAUCAGCUGAAGCCCGGAGACACCCUAGCUGGACUAGCACUCAAAUACGGAGUGACGAUGGAACAGAUUAAGCGUGCAAACCGCCUUUAUACUAAUGACUCCAUCUUCCUGAAGAAAACCCUCUACAUCCCCAUCCUGACAGAGCCCAGAGACCUGUUCAAUGGUUUGGAUUCUGAGGAAGAGAAAGAUGGAGAGGAAGAGGUGAGCCCAAGCAAGGGUGACUCAUGGCCACACUCGGCUGAGAGCAGUAAACAAGAGCCGGGUUCAGAGCGCACCAAAGGUGACAUCCUCCCCACACCUGGCCAGGACUCCCCCGGGCCCACCCAUGACCUCUCCGCCUCCGAUUUCCUUAAGAAGCUUGACUCACAGAUCAGCCUGUCAAAGAAGGUUGCUGCACAGAAGCUGAGCAAAGGAGAAAGUGGGGUGCCGGGGAAGGACCCACGUUUCCACCUGAGCUCCCCGAGGAUGCAGCAACGAGCAGUCCUAGGUCCUGUGCCACUGACUCGGACCUCUCGGACUCGGACACUUCGGGACCAGGAGGAUGAGAUCUUCAAACUCUGAUGUCCCCUGAAGUGACUGAGGGAAGCAGGAUUUGGAAGGAACAGCUUGAGAGAGAGAGGAGCCUGAGGUGAGGCUCAAGAACAUGGCUUCCCAGCCUGCCUCUCUCUGACCAUCUUCCCCAGCCUCCUGGCCAUCAAGAGCUGGAGGGCAUUUUGGGGGGUAAAAGUAGGAGAUGAGGACUAGAUCCCUUCCCAGUUCUUGGCUGAAUCUGGAGCUGUCCUUUGAGAUUAGGGUGGCUUUUACAUCCCUGCUGCCUUUCUUAUCUCUGACCAUUCCCUGCCCUUAGAGCAAGGAAGCAGAGACUUCCCUUCAACUUCCCAGCUCCAACUUUGUUACCUAAUUUAUUUGGUGCUAUAUUGAGUAAUAUUUAUUUGCUAUAUCUAAUUCCUUCCCACUCUCAGCCUAAAAAUGGGAUUGCCAUAGCCCACAACCGUGAGCCAUUGGCAGCUGGUUCCCCAGCUUCCCCAGCUCCUUUGCUGAGCAUGACACUGAGGACAGGGAAUCUUUUCCUCAGUCUCAAGGACAAGGAUUUGGUCCCAGUCUUGGUUUUUUGAGACAGGGUCUUACUUUGUAGUGCAGGCUGGCCUUGAGUUCACUGUAUAGCUCAUGCUGGCCUCGAACUCAGGGCACUCCUCCUGCCUCUGCCUCUCAAGAGCUGGGAUCGAUCACAGGUGUGCACCACCAUGCCUAGCUUGGGGUCAGUCUUGACUAACCUUUUCCAUGUGACUUUUUCACAACUCUUGCUCCGAGAACCAGCAGCAAAGUAGGGAUCUGACCUGUCCAUUCUGCCCGUUCACCCUUCUAACCCGUCCUCUGCUCGGGCUGCCAUGGGGCUGAGGGGUGGAAGGAGGUCGCCUGCCGUGGCGGUGGAGGAGGAGGAGGUCGCCGUGGGAGUCUCUGUUGCACACCCCCACCAGAGCCUGUCUAUGCCUUGCUCCUCACGGUGUAUUUAUUUGCGACUUGUAGCCCUGAUCUGCAGCACAGCUUGCUUUUUGUUUCUCAAACAGAAGAAGUAGGCAAGGGAAGCUUAGUCGUACUGGGAAUAUGCCUCAGCCUCCUGUUUGGAAGUGGUGAGAGGUGAGACGAGUGGCGUGUAUAUACCUCCUUUCCUGUGAUGGUACUGAGGUGUAGAAGCUGGAGAGAUUAAACAUUGAGGCCUG